This is a messenger RNA of Dicrocoelium dendriticum, 411 nucleotides long. The record is from the annotation of a GenBank genome assembly. NCBI's taxonomy places the organism in Eukaryota, Metazoa, Platyhelminthes, Trematoda, Plagiorchiida, Dicrocoeliidae.
AUGGAGGAGCGGGUCAUUUAUCCAAUAGAUGAAGCACCACCUUUACUGGGAUUUUCUCAAGCUCGGCCAUCCUCCUUCACUGUGCCAUCUUACGCCGGCGUGUGGCCUACCCGGCCACAGCCGAAGCGCGUACCCCAGCUCGAGGUUGAUGUUGAUUUGACCAGGAUCGUGAGCGAGGAGCAAGAGCGUCGCCAACUUCAUUUUGAUGCUCACUCGGUCAACCUGUUUUUCUUCCUCGGCUCCCAUUCUGCUGCUGCUGCUGCUGAACCCUCUCCUUGGGCUGUCCAGCUGGCUAAUCGAACCUUUCGUCUUUCCCAACCAUCCUGUGUCCUUGUCCCAAAAGGUAUCCCCUACAAAUUUAUCAAUGCUUCCUCUACUGACUUGCAUCUCAGUCGUGUAAUUUUCUCCUAA